GGAGGCGGCAAUAAAGACCGUUUUUGUGCAGUUCUUAGUUGACUUAGCGCCAUUGUAAAUUUGUUUUCUCUUCUUCCUCCAUUUUACAACUACUUGACUGCAAUACUCUUAAUGUUAAUCUAACUAUUUCAUUAUAACUAUUCUAUGCGUCUGGAUCUGCUAGCAAGGACUACAUUCUCAUUCAAGUAUUACAUAGUAAAAAUCAGAGCAACAAAUACAAAAUCAUCUGCGUAUAGAUGUGAACAGCGAACAGUUACUACAACACUUAAUAUUCAUGACAUCAAGCAUUUCAUGAGUUACAAUUUAUUACACGCACUACAUUGAAUGAAUUUAUGAUUAUUUAUCAAGAUUUUUUUCUACCUCUGGUUCUGGUUGUUCGUUCAGAAAAAGCCGAAGUCUCAUAUUAAGCAACUAGUAGCGUUAUAGUCUUCCUUCACCAAUUUACUUAAUAUUCGUGAAGUCUUCCAAUUUAUUUAAUACUCAUGCUCUUUCCUUCUUCUUUCGCCAAUUUAUUUAAUUUCUGAGUAACGCAUUAUAGCCAAGAGACAUUCGUAGUGCCUUCAAUUCACAUUUUCGCCUUAUCCCUCUUGCGUCUCUUCUUUCCCUCAUUAUUUUCAUGUUCGUCAUUAGUGAAAUUCACUAGGAGCAACGCCGAUAAGAAAGAGAGGACACAAGAAGGGCAACGCGGUGGAAAAGUCGAGUCUUCCCGCGGCUCCGCUGCUAGAAGAAACCGGAAAAAUACCAAAAGCGAAAGAGGAAGAGGGGCGGGAAAGGAGGAGAUGCAUUGAGAAGAGGAAACGAAGACUAACGCUAAGCCACUAGUAGAAUUUAGAGUUCCUAUGGAGAGAAAAACUGUACUCAUUCUCAAAAACGAGACUAAAAAAAUUUUUUUAUGUUGAGAAUUCACCGCUUGGCUGGCAAGCCACAACGAGGGCCGAGCGCCGUAAUUAUAGCAAGGGCACAGACGUGGCGCGCGAAUCCCAAAGAAAAACCAGCCAAAACCACCAAAAGCGGCACAAACCAGCCCAAGAACCGGACGCCAGGGGCCCGCCGUCUGCACUCUGGCGCCAAGGAAGCGGCACGCGGCUCCUGGGAGCAAUCCACCAAAGCAGCGCAAAAUAGGCACCCACACCCGGCGAAACGGGGGCAAGAGUGGGCGCCGCGCUGCGGACCGUGAAAGCACUCAGCCAGAGAGCCAGCAGCCGCCGCCGCCUGUCAGCUCUCGGAGCCUUUCAGCAGAUUCGCCCAAGAGCUGCGCCAAGGGUAUCGGGCCUGACUGGAGCACACACCAGGUGGCGGAUUCUAGUGCUGGAGAGGCUCGAGGGGUGAAUUAAAUUGCGUCUUUUUUUCAACGUCCGCGUCUCAGGUGUGUCCGACCCUCAAAAUUCAAAGGUUGAGAAAAAGACGCAUUUUACUUCGUACAUAGUCGGAAUCCAGUGGGAAAAGGCUCGCGAAGCUUGUCCAGAUUUGCACGCGCUGGAGCCUUCCCAAAUCUGGACCGCUCUCGGGAGCUUCCUCGCACUAGAUUCCUGCUAUCUUUGAACUAAAAUGGGCAAUCUUCUCAACGUCUGGAUCUGAGGGGUUGACUCACACCCCAGACGCAGGCGUUGAGAAAAGUAUGCGACUUAAUUCAAACCGCUUGAGAAGGUACAACAACACACGCGCACCAAGUCCCCAAGAUGGUCGCGCAGCGUCACCGCUGUGCGCCGCCCUCGGAGAGGUGCCGUCUGCGUGGCUCUUGGCUACUCCAUGAGUGGGCCUUGUUUCUCUUGGCAUAGCAUCGCUACGAGCUGUCGGCGUGUGCCUCGUCACCAGCGACGCACAUGAGCACCGGCACCCGCCGCGCGUGUGCGCGGGAGACUCCCUAAGGCAGCAAGGUGAUGGCGUGGCGCCAGAGCCCCAGGGAGGAAGAGAGCGCCUGGCGCCCUUGUUCCUGGGCUGGCUUGUGUCGGUUUGGGUGGCUUUGUUUGACCUCUCUCCUGGGUUUCUUGUGCCACGCCUGUCCCCUCGCAGUAUGGAUUGCGCCCGGCGCCGGUUGUGAGUGGCCAGCCAAGCGGCGAAAUCUCAACACGCGAAAAAUUUUUGAGUCUCGUUUCCGAGAAUGAGUACAGAUUUUUCUUCCAUAAGUUCCUCCACCAAUUUCAUUAGCAUGCAUGUCCUUACUUAGUCCAAAGCAUCCUUCUAGUUCACGUCAGCAAUCAGUUGCCGCGCAGCUCCAUCUAGGGCAAAAAGUGUUUAAGUUGUUUAAGCGGACAGCGCUCCGCCGCCCAAACGUAGCAUUCACAAAAAGCGCGUGGAGGUGAGACGGGCAACGCCCCGGGUGGCAGGUGCUAGCUGUGUAAUUUUCUAGGCCUUUGCUCCUAUUUUUGAUCAUUGUAAACCGUAGGGGCAUUAGCGUAGUUGUUAAGGAGAUUAAGAGCUCCCCCCUACGCCGGUAGCUACGCGGAAAAUAUGUAGGCAGGUUCUUCCCGGAACUCGCUCGCGAAGUGGGCGCUUUGAGGCCUUCCCGCCCGGCAGCUCCUCGACAGACCUGGCAAAGGUACCCAGGCUGGACCCCUCUGGCGUGGUCCACCCCCGAUCCAUCCACAGGGGGGGGGCCUCCCUCCCUGGUACAUAUUUACAGACACAAAUGCACACUAAGUAUUCUUCGAUUUGUUCAUCAGACAUAAUCAUAAAGAUAAAUUAGAAAAACUCCAAAAGGAGCACGAACAACCCAUGGAUUCAGUAUCAGCUUCUCUUCCUUGUAUCAUGAAAAUCAAAAUGAUCGACCAUCAUGUGGAGGAAUUUUAUCUCCUUGGCGGGUCGUCUCAUUGACCUUGGUAAUAAAGUGAAAGUGCC
Molecule: messenger RNA, 2838 nt
Organism: Amoebophrya sp. A25
Lineage: Eukaryota; Dinophyceae; Syndiniales; Amoebophryaceae
Source: the annotation of a GenBank genome assembly